This is a messenger RNA of Chlorella variabilis, 2103 nucleotides long. Its product is annotated as expressed protein. NCBI's taxonomy places the organism in Eukaryota, Viridiplantae, Chlorophyta, Trebouxiophyceae, Chlorellales, Chlorellaceae. The transcript has 6 exons. The record is from RefSeq and is a predicted model, not a curated record. The coding region runs from base 1 to 2103 and encodes 700 amino acids.
AUGCAGAUACCGGCGGCCUCGGCGGCGGCGCGGCAGCAGGAGGCGGCGGGCGCGGAGCAGCAGGCGGCGGCGGGCGCCGCGGCGGUGGCGGCGGCCGCCAGCCCCUGGGCGGCGGCCGCGGCGCACGCGGCGGCGCUAGCGGCCAUGCAGGCGCGGUACGGUUCCUCCUACCAGCAGUACAACGUGGCGCACAGCCUGCAAAACAUUGUGGGCCCGGGCGCGGCAGGCGGUAUGGGCGGGCAGCUGGCCGGAAGCUACGGCGCGGCCGCCAUGCAGACCACACCCGUGGCGCAGUCCCUGAGCAGCAGCUACGCGCCGCUGCUGAGCCCCCCCAGCCGCUCCUUCCACACGCAGCUGCGGUACGCCGACUACAGCGGCAGCCUGGUGCAGCAGCAGAGCCUGGACAGCCUGCACGGAGUGAUGCCGCUGCUGCAGACCCCCACCUCUGCCAGCCAGCAGCAGCAGCCCUUCUCCCCGAGCAGCUUCCAGCCCAGCAGCGUCAGCACCUACCACGCCGCCCUGGCAGCCGCCCAGGCAGCCCUGCAGCAGCAGCAGCAGCAGCAGCAGCAGCAGCAGCAGCAGCUGCACCACGCCCAUCUGCAGGCGCAGGCGCAGGCGCAGCAGCCGCCGCUCAGCCCCUACAGCCAGCAGGCGGCGGCGGCGGCGGGCCUGGGCACCAGCUGGCGACCCAUGUGGCGCCAGCAGCAGCAGCAGCAACAGGCGAUGAGCUUGUCUGGCUUCGCGCUGGCGCACGCCGGCGGCGCGGCCGCGGCCGGCGACGGCACGGGCGCCGCGGGCGCGGCGCCGCCGGCCGCCGGCGGCGCGGCCGGCGCGCCCCGCGGCGCGCUGCCGGCGGGCAUGCUGCGCAGCGCGCUGCAGGGCGUGGCGGCGGCGGCCACGGCGGCUGCGGCGGGCGCCAGCCGCUGGACGUCGAUGGAUGGCAGCAGCGCGGGCGGCACGCCGCCGCUGGCGGGCAUGCCCUCGGCCGAGGAGGUGCCCCACCCAGCCGACUUCGACCCACUGUGGAGCGAUGCGCUACUGGAGGAGGAGCAGCAGGAUGGGCUGCAGCAGCAGCAGCAGCAGCAGCAGCAGGGCGGGCAGCAGCAGCAACAGGUGCAGCAGCAGCACGACCAGGCGCCGGUGGCCAAGCGGCAGCACAUGCAGGCGCCGGAGCAGCAGGCGGCGGCGGCGCACCGGCGCGAGCUGUCCCUCAGCUCGCUGCUGCCGGCAGCGCCGGCGCAGCAGCAGCAGCAGGCGCAGCUGCAGCAUGCGCAGCAGCUGCAGCACUACCAGGCGCUCAGUACCAGCAGCUUGCAGCACCCGCCGCACCUGCAGCAGCAGCAGCAGCAGCAGCAGCAGCAGCAGGAGCAGCAGGUGCAGCAGCCCCCACUGCAGCCACCAGGCCUGGGCGCCGCCAUCUUUGGCAGCGGCAGCCCCCCGAGCGACCCGCUUGCACUGGCCGCGCAGUGCCUGCCGCAGCUGGCAGCCCUCCAGCAGCAGCAGCAGGCGGCGGGGCAGCGCCCCGGCCAGGGGCAGCAGCACUCCCAGCUGCAGGCGCAGCAGCACGCCCAGCAGCAGGCGCAGGCGCAGCAGGCGCAGGCGCAGCAGCAAGCGCUCAGCAGCAUCAUGCUCUCGGCGUUUGGCCAGGUGGCCGCCGCCGCCGAGGCAGGCAACAGCAGCAGCAGCGCCGGCGACGGCACGCACCAGCAGCUGCUGCUGAUCCAGGAGGCGCUGUCGCUGGGCGGGCAGCACAGCCUGUCGGCACUGGGAGCACAGCACAGCCUGUCGGCGCUAGGCCCGCAGCACAGCCUGUCGGCACUGGGACCGCAGCACAGCCUGUCCUCUCUGGGCGCGCAGCACAGCCUGUCGUCCUUGGGGGCGCAGCACAGCACCGGGCUGACAGACGGGUUUGCUAGCUACACCCUGCAAGAUGCCCCGUCUACUGCGGUGUCGGCAGCAGUCGCCGUGGCGGCAGCGGCCGCGCUGGCGCAGCACCAGCAGCAGCAGGCGCAGCUGCAGCCGCCGCUGCUGCCGCACCAGCACCAGCACCCGCAGGCGCCGAUGCAGCGCCAGCAGGGAUUCUUUUCCGCAAGGACAGAGUGA